GCGAUUUCGAGGGUGGUGAGUUGUGUUUCCCGCAACUACAAAUUGUAGUAAAACUCAAACCAGGUCAGGUUGUAGCAUUUUCUUCUCGCCUUUUGCUUCAUGUUUAUAAUGAUCUUGAGGAAGGGAUUGAGAGAAAUGCUCGUGGAUCAAUUGUUUCAAUAAUCCCUCGUCAAGAUCUUAAUAAUGCUCAAGGGUUGAAUCGACAAACUCGACUCUUGAACCCAAAGGCAAAUCAAAUAAAAAUACCACCUCUAUCUUCAGACU
Molecule: messenger RNA, 264 nt
Organism: Racocetra persica
Lineage: Eukaryota; Fungi; Glomeromycota; Glomeromycetes; Diversisporales; Gigasporaceae
Source: the annotation of a GenBank genome assembly